UGGAGCGUUUCAACAUGGCGACGGAAGGCAAAAGACUGUCUGGUAAACAGAUUUCGGGAGAAAUCCGAAAACAGUUGCAAGAAGAUGUGUCGAACAUUCAAGCUGAACAUCCAAAUUUCAAACCAGGAUUGGCAAUUGUUCAGAUUGGUGGACGUAGUGAUUCUACUGUUUAUAUCAAUGCCAAAAUUAAAGCCGCAGAGGAGAUAGGAAUGAUGGCUAGACAUGUGAACCUGCCCAGAACCUGUACACAACAAGAUGUUCUAAAAGCAGUAGAUGAGCUCAAUAAAGAUAGCACAAUUCAUGGUAUUAUUGUCCAGCUUCCACCAGACUGUGAUAACCCAGUGGAUCCAGCCAUCGUUACUAAUGCUGUCAUCCCUGAGAAAGAUGUUGACGGGUUAAAUGACAUCAAUGCUGGACGUCUGGCCAGGGGGGAGCUUGAUAGUUGCAUYGUUCCAUGUACUCCCAGGGGUUGCCUGGAACUGAUCAAGAGGACAGGCUAACUGGAUCAAGCCAGGUGCAGUUGUGAUUGAUUGUGGCAUCAAUGUUAUACCAGAUGCAACCAAGAAAAGUGGUACUCGUCUGGUUGGUGAUGUUGAUUUUCAUGGAGCUCAAAUGAAAGCCAGCUGGAUAACUCCUGUACCUGGAGGUGUCGGUCCGAUGACAGUUGCCAUGCUUAUGAUGAACACAGUGGAYGGCGCAAAGAAAGCUCUUCAUCAACAAAAGUGACAUAGAAAUAUCAAAGGCUCAGUAUCCAAAGGAUAUAGCACAGCUGGCCAGUGAAAUUGGAGUCAAGAAAUCUGAGUUGGAGUUGUAUGGGAACAAGAAAGCUAAAGUAUCCCUGAAUGUCCUGGAAAGACUCAAAGAUGUUGAAAAUGGAAAAUACAUUGUGGUGGCUGGUAUCACRCCCACACCAUUUGGAGAAGGAAAGAGCACCACUACAGUAGGACUAUCACAAGCCAUGGGAGCACACCUGAAGAAGAACUGCUUUACCUGCAUCAGACAACCAUCUCAAGGACCUACAUUUGGAAUAAAAGGUGGUGCCGCUGGUGGAGGGUACUCUCAAGUCAUUCCAAUGGAAGAGUUCAACCUUCAUCUGACGGGUGACAUUCAUGCCAUUACUGCUGCAAACAACUUGCUUGCUGCUGCCAUCGAUACAAGAAUCUUCCAUGAAGCCACUCAGAAGGAUGAGGCUUUGUUCAACCGUCUUGUUCCUGAGAAGAAAGGCAAGAGAACGUUCUCUAACGUGAUGCUUAAAAGACUAAAGUUAUGGACACCAAUGACCGAUUCUUGAGGAAGAUCACUAUAGGACAGUCACCAACAGAGAAGAAUAUGACCAGAGAGACCCAGUUUGAUAUAACAGUUGCCAGCGAGAUCAUGGCUAUUCUGGCUCUAACAACUGAUAUCAAAGACAUGAGAAAAAGGCUKGGUGAUAUUGUAGUCGCAAGCAACAAGGAAGGAGAUCCCAUUACUGCUGAUGAUUUGGGUAUUGGAGGAGCCUUGACUGUCCUMAUGAAAGAGACUAUUAAACCCAACUUGAUGCAGACCCUUGAGGGUACCCCAGUGUUUGUACAUGCUGGACCGUUUGCUAACAUCGCUCAUGGAAACUCAUCCAUAUUAGCAGACAAGAUAGCAUUGAAGCUUGUGGGUCCUGAAGGAUUUGUCUUUACAGAGUGUGGUUUUGGUGCAGAUAUUGGGAUGGAGAAGUUCUUUGAUAUCAAGUGCCGAUACAGUGGACUCAAGCCUCAUGCAGCCAUCAUUGUAGCAACUGUAAGGGCACUCAAAAUGCACGGCGGAGGCCCAAAGGUCGUGGCUGGACAACCUUUAGCAGAAGAAUACACAACAGAGAAUCUAGAUUURAUACGAAAAGGAAUGUGCAACCUGUCUAAACAAAUCGAGAAUGCAAGACUGUUUGGUGUUCAGGCUAUUGUUGCUGUUAACCGAUUCCAUACUGAUACAGAUAACGAGGUGGCUUUAGUGAUUGAACUGUCUAAAGCAGCAGGAGCAUUUGAUGCCAAGGAGUGCACACACUGGGCUAAUGGAGGUUCUGGUGCGGUAGAGCUAGCUGAAGUCGUUAUCAAAGCUCUGGAACAACCUGUGCAGUUUAAUUUCCUGUAUGACCUACAGUUGCCGGUUGAAGAGAAGAUACGUAUUAUUGCACAGAAAGUGUAUGGAUCUGAUGAUAUCGAGCUCUCCCCUGAAGCGCAGGAAAGAAUUGAACGUUAUAAAAAGCAGGGAUUCAACGAUCUUCCUAUCUGUGUGGCCAAGACUCAUCUCUCCUUGUCCCAUAAACCUGAACUAAAAGGAGUUCCUGAAGGAAUCAUUCUUCCAAUCAGAGAUGUUCGUGCCAGUGUUGGGGCUGGAUUCCUGUACCCACUAGUAGGAACAAUGAGCACCAUGCCUGGAUUACCCACAAGACCUUGCUUCUAUGACAUUGACCUUGACCUUGACACAGAAGAAGUUAUUGGUUUAUUCUAAACAAUCUUUUCUCAACUUUCAUAUCAAGUUCAUUAAUCUCCAAAUAUUGAGCCCUUUUAAAUUCAUAGCUUGAUAAUCUCAUUUUGAUUCACAAUAGAGACACUUUUUUUCCUGAGAUAGCCGUUUUCUGCGGGGGAAAACAUACAUGUUGUUUGUUCUUCAUCAAGAAAAAAAUACUGCAUUAAAUUUGCAUAUUAGAACAAAAA
Molecule: messenger RNA, 2681 nt
Organism: Actinia tenebrosa (Australian red waratah sea anemone)
Lineage: Eukaryota; Metazoa; Cnidaria; Anthozoa; Actiniaria; Actiniidae
Product: C-1-tetrahydrofolate synthase, cytoplasmic
Biological process (GO): tetrahydrofolate interconversion
Cellular component (GO): cytosol
Molecular function (GO): ATP binding; methylenetetrahydrofolate dehydrogenase (NADP+) activity; methenyltetrahydrofolate cyclohydrolase activity
Source: RefSeq, a predicted model, not a curated record